Molecule: messenger RNA, 465 nt
Organism: Naegleria gruberi
Lineage: Eukaryota; Heterolobosea; Eutetramitea; Acrasida; Naegleriidae
Exons: 2
Coding region: 1-465 (154 amino acids)
Molecular function (GO): protein binding
Source: RefSeq, a predicted model, not a curated record
AUGUCAUCAGAUCAAGUUUACGAAGAUUCUUUAACCCCAGAGCAAUCUAGAACUUUACGUUAUUUCUCUGCUGCCAAGAGAGGACAAGUUUUGGAAAUCCAAGAAUUGCUUCAAGAAGAUCCAAAGUUUAAUACAGGAGCCUUGGAUGAAUUUGGAAAUAAUGCAUUGCAUUGGGCAGCUGGUGCUGGUCACUUGGAUUGUGUUAAAUUCCUUGUUGAAACUGUCAAGUUGUCAAUUGAUGCUAUCAACAAACAAGGUGAUACUCCUCUUCACAAGGCAACAUGGAGAGGUGCUUUGGAUGUUGUUAAAUAUCUUGUCGAAAAGGACGCUAAAUUAGAUGUUGUGAAUGGUCAAAAGAAGAGACCAGUCGAUUUGGCUCAUCACUUGGAAGUCAAGUCCUAUUUACAAUCAUAUGAAGGAGGUGAUGAUGAAGACGAUGAAGAUGACGAAGAUGAAGAUGAAUAA